AUGAACAGCUGAUCCUCCCGCAGUGGAUACACCUCAACAUGCUCACCGCACAGUCCUGAUCUAUCAUCGCGCGCGGCACUAUGUGAACAGUGUAUCUGAGAAGUAGAGCACAACCUGAAGGAAAGCACAUUGAGACAGUGAGGUGUUCUUGGAGCGUGUUCCUUGUUAGUUUUUCGGACCUGCCGCUCGCCGACCAUCAAUUAUGUUAUUGUCAAGUUUGCUUUUUUUCACCUUCUCUCACCUUUUGGCGCCUCUGCUCUGGUACCUGCCUCAAGUCUCCGCACAGAAGCCUGGCUCACGGUGGCUGAUUGGAGACAGAGACAGUCACUGCGGGGUCAUCUGCUCACGGACGCAGGGGAAGCCGGUGUGCGGCUCAGACGGGCGGAGCUAUGAGACCGGCUGUGAACUGCAGAGGGCGCGCUGCAAAGAUAAAACACUGACACUGGCGAACCGCGGCCGGUGUCGAGGUAAAAACUGGGUGAAAAUUGAUCAGUUGCCGGCGGCUCCAGCACCAACUUCCACAUCUGAGGCGAGCGACCUGGAGGUCAAAGAUGCAGGUCAGUCCAAGUGUCGCGUUGAGAGGAACCAGGCUCUGGAACAAGCCAGGAGACCUCAGGAGUCCAUGUUUGUCCCAGAAUGCAACGAGGAUGGAACAUUUGCACAGGUCCAGUGCCAUACUCUGACAGGUUACUGCUGGUGUGUCACCACUGACGGCAAGCCAGUGAGUGGCUCCUCUGUGCACAACAGGACCCCGGUGUGUUCAGGGUCAGUAACCGACAGACCACCGGGGCCGCCGCACUCUGGUAGAAAAGUCUCUUUCCGUUUCUUUCUCACUCUGAACCCAGAUGAUGGCUCCAAGCCCACACCCACCAUGGAGACUCACGUCCCCCCCGAGAGUGAUGAGAUAACGGCUCCAACGCUGUGGAUAAAACAGCUGGUUUAUAAGGAGAAUAAACAGAACAGCUCCAGUUCCAGGAAGCAAGAGAAAGUUCCCUCUUGUGACCAGGAGCGACAGAGCGCAUUGGACGAGGCUCGACAGAAUCCUCGCGAAGCCAUUUUCAUCCCCGAAUGUGGGCCCGGAGGCCUUUACAAAGCAGUCCAGUGCCACCAGUCCACGGGCUACUGCUGGUGUGUUCUGGUGGACACGGGGCGGCCCAUUCCUGGAACAUCCACAAGGUACCAGACGCCGGAGUGUGACGGCGCUGCACGAUCCCGCGUCUCAGACACUGAAGAUCCUUUCCAAGGCAGAGACCUGACAGGCUGCCCAGAGGGGAAGAAAGUGGAAUUCAUUACAAGCUUGUUAGAUGCCCUCACAACAGACAUGGUGCAGGCCAUAAACUCACCAGCCCCCUCGGGUGGUGGGAGGUUUGUUGAGCCUGAUCCCAGUCACACUUUAGAGGAGAGGGUGGUGCACUGGUACUUCGCCCAGCUGGAUAACAACGGCAGCCAGGACAUCAACAAGAAGGAGCUGAAGCCGUUUAAGAGGUACCUGAAGAAGAAAGCCAAACCCAAGAAGUGCGCCCGCAAGUUCACCGACUACUGUGACCUGAAUAAGGACAGAGCCAUCUCCCUGCAGGAGCUGAAGGGCUGCCUGGGCGUCAGCAAGGAGGGCGGCGCAACAACAAGUGGCAACGAAGGCUCAAGGCAAGGGACCAAACUGUUCAUAGGUCGUCUGGUGUGAGGAGAGAAGGCUCCAGAAGCUGAGACGAGAGCAGAGUGCACAGAGGGAAGGCAUCUGUUCGCUUGCUGACAGGAAAGAGAAAGAUGGAGCAGAAAAAAAAGAAAUCAAGAAGUUCCUGAGUUUCAAAAAAAGUGAACAGAAAAACAAGAAAACGAAGCGGCGCCAAAAUAUUUGCACUUUCUCCUCCUUAUGUUUGACAUUUUAUCUGUUUGUACGUGUUGGUUUUUAGGUAAGAAUGAGAAUAUAUUUGUAAAAAGAUGACUCACCACUGGAAGAUGUGCAUGUGCCCACAUUUCCCCUCGUGUUCAGUCUGCUGUGAUUCAUUCUGUCCUCACAUAACAGCCACGAACACAUUUUGUGGUUGUUAAAUUAAACUUACAUUCCCCGUUACAUACAGGAGCACGCAGGACAGUGGCAACUCGCUGAAGCCCAAGUGUUGCUGAAUACUCAAAAAGAGGCGCUAAGACAAUGUAGACCAAUUCAAACGAAUGUGUAAUGUUUGUGAGCCAGCGAUAUUAAGCGGCAUGUAUUAGAAUUAAACUGUGACCAUGAAGUCUAAUUUAUCAGCACAGAAUUAGCUGUAUGAAUCCCCUUGCACUGUACGGACACAUUUACAUUUUGGCUCAAGAAUCAGAUUUGUGAACAAUGAGAUGUGUUCUGUUUUUGUUCACCUUGGGGAACGCAGUCAGUACUUGUACUGCAACACAGAACCAUGAUGUCAUCAGCACAAUGUCAUCAGCACGAUGUCAUCAGCACGAUGUCAUCAGCACAAUGUCAUCAGUACGAUGUCAUCAGCACGAUGUCAUCAGCACAAUGUCAUCAGCACAAUGUCAUCAGCACGAUGUCAUCAGUACGAUGUCAUCAGCACAAUGUCAUCAGCAUGUUGUCAUCAGCACGAUGUCAUCAGCACAAUGUCAUCAGCACGAUGUCAUCAGCAUGUUGUCAUCAGUACGAUGUCAUCAGCACGAUGUCAUCAGCACGAUGUCAUCAGCACGAUGUCAUCAGCCUGAUGUCAUCAGCACGAUGUCAUCAGCACAGUGUCAUCAGCACGAUGUCAUCAGCACGGUGUCAUCAGCUGAAAGUGUACUUUCAGUACAUUUAGCUGUCAUCAGCACGAUGUCAUCAGCCUGAUGUCAUCAGCACGGUGUCAUCAGCCUGAUGUCAUCAGCACGGUGUCAUCAGCCUGAUGUCAUCAGCCUGAUGUCAUCAGCACGAUGUCAUCAGCACGAUGUCAUCAGCACGGUGUCAUCAGCACGAUGUCAUCAGCACGAUGUCAUCAGCACGAUGUCAUCAGCACGGUGUCAUCAGCACGAUGUCAUCAGCACGGUGUCAUCAGCUGAAAGUGUACUUUCAGUACAUUUAGCUGUCAUCAGCACGAUGUCAUCAGCCUGAUGUCAUCAGCACGGUGUCAUCAGCACGAUGUCAUCAGCACGGUGUCAUCAGCACGAUGUCAUCAGCCUGAUGUCAUCAGCACGAUGUCAUCAGCACGAUGUCAUCAGCACGAUGUCAUCAGCCCGAUGUCAUCAGCACGAUGUCAUCAGCACGAUGUCAUCAGCACGAUGUCUGCACACGAGGUCUUGAGGUUUCCAAGUUUUUCUACUUUUGUAUAAAGCUUGUACAAACCAAAAGGCUUUCAGCACUAAUUACAUUACUCGCCCACCGCUGCUCGUUAUAGAAAUAAACCCAUUUAACUCGUAGGCUAUCAGCGCACACGUUCAUCAAUUAAACAAACUAAUUUGUAAAGCGUGUUAUUAAUACUAGUCGGACAACUACAAUUAUAACGUGAAAGUGUCGCAGCAGAUGAGUUGGUUGUCCCACGAAGUAUUUCAGAGUUAAAACAAACGCUAACAGGGAACCUGUAACAAUCUCUAACUCUUUGGUAUGCAGCACGAAACUGUGAAACAUCAAAGCUCAGCUGAUAUUGAGCGUCAUUGACGGAUAUCUUGUUUCUUGUAAAAUGUCUGGAGUCGUCUCACGUUUAUUCCCGGGGGCCAGCUUCUGCUCACGGCGGUGCCCAAACAGAAAAUGAAAUAAUUAUAGUGAAAGCUGAAGUGCAGAGGAGGCAGAGAGAGAUCAACACGUGGAAGAGACCCGGAGGAGAUGCUGCAGAUAAAGAACAUUUGCUAAAAGAAAGACGGCGCUUACAUUCAUUAAUAUGUAGAAGUCCCUCACAUGUGAAGCUGGUCUGUAAUAACAACGUGAUAUGAUUCUUCCCCCCCCCCACACACAGUCCUCGCAUACUAUCGAAGCUUAACACAGCUAAGAGCUUCCUACAUGCAUGUGGUGGCAGUUUGAACAUAUUAAAGCUGUUUUAUAAUAUCAAUAUCUGCUCUCAGCUGCUGAGCGUUGAUCUUUGUCUGGAACGAACAAGCAGCUUGACAUCAAACUAUACAGUAAAAACAAGGAUGUGAAAGAGACGACGACGGGGGGGUCAUCACAAGUGUGUUUGUGAGUCUGAAUCAGAGUCCAGUUGACUCUAUCUAGUCUUGUUCGGUUUCACGGUGCAAAAACUAAAUAAAUCAAACGUUUGCUCAGGGCCGUGUACGAAGAGCAGCAGAAGCUUCUCUUAUUGGUCAGAACUCAAAUAUCAAAGUAUCUCAAAUAACGACUAAACUAAUAAAUGAAAAGUGAUUAAACGUUUUGUGAGAACAGUCUGAGGGUUCAUGUCUGAGUGAAGGACUUCAGAGUAUUUCCAGUGUGCACGUUGUUCUUCCCCCUGGUGGGGAUUCUAUUUUCAAAACAGUGCAGAGACUUCCUCUUGCUAGUACCAGGAAGAAGAGAUGACUAACCCCGACCAGUAAAUGAAGUAAGAUGUUUAUGCGGCUCAGUAUCCCGAUAACAUCACGUUCAUCCGCGUCAUUGUAACCGAGAUGUGCCAGUUGCUAUAAUAAAUGCGAGUCUCCCCAGUAAUACACUUUGUGUGUGUAAACACAUUCAUUGUCUGUCCUCAGUGCUGCGCUGUGAAACCACCACACAUACUUGGAGCUUUGCCACCUUAUGCAAGACAAUAAAGUCUUUUAUUUUAAAAUACCCCGAGGGAGGAAAGGAAAACGCUAGAAAAGGAACUUAUGAACAUGUUUUGGAAUGUAAAUAAAAAUAUCUUCCUCACAUUUGGGAACAAUUGAGUUUCAAAAUUGGAGAAUCAUGAGUUUGCUGUUGUGGUCUGAACGCUUGUGUAUUUGUUUUGAGUCAUUUGUUUCUUCACAUAGUCCCAAGAGUCCCUGCAGAGGCUCCAGAAAAGGCUCCUGUUGUAAAUAUGUACAAUAACCUUUGUUUGAUUUACUAAAUUCCAUUGUGGGAUGUAUGGGUGUUCACUUGC
This is a messenger RNA of Cottoperca gobio, 5000 nucleotides long. RefSeq names its product SPARC related modular calcium binding 1 (gene smoc1). The coding region runs from base 203 to 1681 and encodes 492 amino acids. The record is from RefSeq and is a predicted model, not a curated record. Gene Ontology annotation, molecular function: extracellular matrix binding; calcium ion binding; heparin binding. Gene Ontology annotation, cellular component: basement membrane. Lineage: Eukaryota; Metazoa; Chordata; Actinopteri; Perciformes; Bovichtidae. The transcript has 14 exons. Gene Ontology annotation, biological process: extracellular matrix organization.